Messenger RNA from Doryrhamphus excisus (bluestripe pipefish), 1250 nucleotides. RefSeq names its product perilipin-5-like. Gene Ontology annotation, biological process: lipid storage; positive regulation of triglyceride storage. The record is from RefSeq and is a predicted model, not a curated record. NCBI's taxonomy places the organism in Eukaryota, Metazoa, Chordata, Actinopteri, Syngnathiformes, Syngnathidae. Gene Ontology annotation, cellular component: cytosol; lipid droplet.
GGUGACUUCACUUAUAUAGAUAACUUAAUUAUAUCUAUAUCGGAUAUCGCGAGAUUAGCAGUUCUCGUUUUACGUGACUGUGAGUGAUAUUAGCUCACUCGCGGUGACAUGUUAACCUGUUGUGCCAUGAACACUGCUUAAAAUACGACAGCUGCUGACAGACUGGCCCAGAUUCCCAUGGUCCGCUCAGCUUGUUCCAGGUUCUCCGUCUUGUAUGGGGAGACCAAAAGCCACCACCCCAGCCUCAAGUUUCUGUGUGAGGGCCUGGAGAACAGCGUAGCACUCUUCAGCUUGGUGGCUUGUCACAAAGUGGCACCUGUCAUGACUAAACUCAAGCCACAAAUUUCCUUUGCCAAUGAUGUUGCAUGUAAAAGUCUUGACUGGUUGGAGGCAACGUUCCCCGUGUUGCACACACCCACUGACCAGGUCAUAGCAGGUGUCAGGAGUAAGGUGCUGGAGGUCCAGGAUGCAAUGACCAUCGUGGCCCACGGAACUAUCGACUGCAUGCAGCAUGCAGUCACAUGUGUCAUGGCCAUUUUGCAGCAGGUGGAGGACCAGCCUCUGGUGGGGGGAGCUGUCAGUGAGUCCAGCAUUGGCCUGCAAUCAGAGCUUAAUAUCUCAGAGGCUCAAAUUUGUUCUCCUACAGAUGACGCAGAUGGUCUAGUGGACGGUUUUCAGGCAGAUGUGCUCAGACGAUACUCUGUGAGGCUGCUGACAGUCUCCAUCACACUGUGCAGGAGAACCAUCCAAUUGGCUGGAGUCAAGAUGCAGCCUGCUCAGAUCAUGGAUGCCUUGUCCACAUCAUCAUGCCAUCUUUGGGUGGUGCAGACAAGCUGGCUAGUUGUGGCAUGGGGUCUGGAGCAACUCCCCCAAUGUGUACAGCACCAGGUUGUGUCUGCCUUUUUCCUUAUCACACAACUGUACAUCAAGGCCACCCAGCAGAGCGAGUCCAUCCAUGAUACAAUACGGUGCCUGUAUGCAGCACCAGAGUUACCCCCAACACCACAAAAGGUGGUCAAGAAAAACAGCCGAGCAAGAAGACCUACCAGCAUGAUAGUGUUGAAGAGCGGAUGUAUGGUGAAAGGAAGUGGGCAGCAUUGAUGUCGGUCUGAGUGAAUGAUUAAAUAUAUGAACAAAGCAAAUAAAGGCACCUGAAGAAUCUAGAUCAGAGGUUCCUAAACUUUUUAGUCACGUACUCCUUCAGACGUUUGACCUGAAGCCACAUACCCCCUACUCCUGCACACUUCAAA